AUGACUUUCAUCAGGUCCUGGCACUUUAGAGACUUUCUGCGCACUGAGUCAGUUCUUGACAGUCUUUGUUACGCAGCAACAACUCAUUGCCUUUGGCUCAGCUUAGAGCUGUGUAUCCGAUCCCCAGUGCCUCAAGGCAUUUUGACGAUGCUGUCCAAAUUAUCAAGACCACUUUCUCACUGUGUGGGUCGAGCUCCCGUGCGCGCCGCAGUCGGGACUUUGCCAUUCCGAAACUGCCAGGCUCUUCAACACCGCUGGAAGACGGGCAGCAUUUCAGCUCCUUUGGCAGAGCCACCUUUCCCAACAGUGGUUGCUUACAACCAAUCCAAGCAUGCUACCAACUCCGUGCUCGCGGAUAUCCGCGCCGUUUGGGGAAGCAGAGUGCGAGUGAUUCAGACUCUCGAGGAGGGUAACCAACGUCUUCCCGGAAUGGAUGCAGCGCUUUACGUGAAGCCUAAAUCCUGGGGAGAUUUGGGUCACUUCAAAGAGCGCCUUGAAUUCCUUUGCACACAGGACCAUGAGUUUGCCCGACAUCGUGCAGCCAAGCAGGUGGUGUUUAUGCCUGGCUGGUCGGCUUUUGCCGAAUCAGCAGAAGCAGCUGUGGGAGUUGAAGCUCUUGGUUUGGUUUGGCCGGGUACAGAGCCCGUAGCCUCACAGACCCUUGAAAAGAUCGGUUUCAAGCGUAUUUGUGAAGACGUGGGAGCUCCGACUCCGCCUUUCACGGUGCUCUCCGAGGAGGAUGCCCCGAAAGUUGAUCUCACUGAUCCAGUGGCCAAGGAGGCUUGCGUGAAAGAGUUUAUUGACAAAGUCCUGGCCAUGAACUUCCAUGAGAAGGGCUUGAUCAAGUCUAUCCAUGGAGGAGGUGGAAAGGGAACCGCCCAUCUUCAUCAUCCUGAUAAUGAAGAGGAGGUGCGAAGAGCCGUCGAGAAGGUGAUCACUGAGAUGAAUCGAACUGAUGGCAUCUACUUUGAACAGCGAGUUAAUACCAAAGGCGACGGGCGCUUUUUCCAGAUCGAGCUUGAGGUGGAUGGUGCUACAGUCGCUGAUGGUGGCCGUUUUGUGUGGUUCAAUUCCGCCUUGCAGAAGGUUGUAGAGAUCGGACUGAAUGACGAGAAGAUCACAAUGUUCAUGCCUGAAGAACUCUACAAGAAAUCACGCAAAUGGGCUGGAGACAUUGCCAAGAAGGGAAACAACAACACAAGGGCGACAAUGGAAGCCUUGGUCUUCAAGAACGAGAAAGGUGAAUUUGAGUGUACCUUCAUUGAGUGCAACCGUCGUCCGCAAGUGGAAAAUGAAGCAUUGGCCUUGUUGCAACGUGAUGACAAGGGGAAUCGUCGAUACACCUUUGCUGAGCUCAUGAUGCGUGCCAAGGGAUAUCCCGCACCUCAGUUUGAACCAGCCACAGAUGCCAACGUGGUGCUUCAUGCGCGCUGGCUGCAUGGCAAUCCUGACAGCCACGGGAAGAUUACUUACCAGGCUGGCAACAUCUUGGGUAUGAACGGUCCCAGGCUGGACUACAUCAAGUCAGAGCUCAUGGCCCCUGGAGAGAUUUCUUUCACAUCUGACCCUCAGCUCGGAAAGGCGGUCAUCACUGCGGACUCUUGGGAAGAAAUGUGUGACAACGCAGCUGAAUACUUCAGGUUGCGCACGCCAGCAGUGAUGGGAGCAGCAUCAACCUAUGCGCAGACGAUGUACAAUCUCUUCACCAGUCCCAAGUUUCGUGCUGGUCAAACUGCUUCCAAUGAGACCUUUGCACACAUCGCUAUCCCAGAUCAUCCUUCACGCAGUGUUCUUACCGUCCUGAAGGAGCAAGUAGCUCCUGUGAUUGUGAACGGAUACCGCAAAGGGGAGGGCAUCGAUCCAGACCGUUAUCCUACGAAGAGUGUUUGUGCUGGUAUUGAAGAGCUCCAAGACAAGCUUGCGACGUCUGCGCCUGACGCCACAACCUUCACAGCCUUUGCCCGUGGAGAGGCAACCUACGAGCAGUAUAUCGACGAUCUGAAGGCACAGCUUGACAAGCAGGGUGGUGGCUGGGUGACUGUGGCUCCACGUGACACCUGUCAGCAGGGCAACGACUCGGAGAGUGCUGCCGUUUCGAACAUCUCCCGCAUCAAUGCUGAAUUUUGGGCGCAAAAAGCUGGUUGCGUCGGCUAUGAGACAGGUGGAGCGCAGUACCAAGCAGGACUGAUUCGUGGCUUUGAUCCUGCCACCAUCUUGCGAAUUGGUUUGCCCUACAACAUGCCAGCCCAUUCUUUGCAGCGAUCGCAGUACGUGAACGGUCUUGCUGAACUGUCUCCUGAGAUUCGACGACCACUCUUUGAGGCGACUGCCGAGAUUGUGGGACAGCACUACCGAGGCGCAAAACCCACCAGCUGGGUUCCUUGGCACCCGUACAAUUUCCACGCUGGAAAUUUCUUUGAUGCCAAGACUGGCUACUGCCCUCAGGAUGAAACAACCUUGGAGUUGCUGGAUGCAAAGUGCUUGCCCAUGCCAAACUGGGUCUUCUCUCCAAAGUUCCCGAUCGAGGCUUUGAAGAAGUGGACUGAGCGCCAAAUCGACCUCUUUGCCAAGAAGGGGCUGACACUGCAGCAACUCCGAAUCAAGAAUCCUGGCCAGGGAUUGGACUGGACAGCUGAUGCUGUGUGGGCUCACGUGGACACCAUCAUCAAGGUCUUUAAGGAGAAAGGCCUUCCUGCUCCCAUCGUUUACAUCCACAACCAUGACUUCAACGGUAUGGCUGGCCACACAGGAGCUGAGCUCUUCCGCAAAGCCCAACAGGCCAAUUUCAGCACCUUGGUGAUUGACGGCGCACCACGUAAGAACGGUACUCACAAUGACAACACAGUGCUUCUUGCCAGCUUGAAUUUGGAUGCCGCGCAAAAGGCAGCCUUGGCAGAGUACAACCACAACCAGCAGAUGAUUGAGAAUCUGAUCUGCCGAUUUGAUAGCCGCACGUCGCAAAUGACCCCUUGGGACUCUGAUUGGGCAGGUGGCACUGAAGGCUCCGACAUCCGCAUCGCCAAGGAGUACUCCUUGGAUGUGCGGAAGAUCAAUGAUGCCAAGGAGAUUGCCAGUGAAGUCUUCCCCCUUGAGAGGGCAGUGACGCCAUUCUCCGAGUACAAGCUGCGACUGGGCAUUGCACUCAUGAUCGAGCCAGGAAUCGAACCCAAGACGGCCGACUCGGUGCGGAAGUGGGUCAAUGGCGGCGGCAAGCUGAAAGUCGGAGGAGAUGUCCUCGUUGGUUUGAAGCGCUGGGAGACCUUGACAGAAAAGACUCCGGAAGUGGACCAGCUCUUGAAGAAUAUGCCUGAGGAAUUGGAAGCCGCUCUUGGUCAGAAAUCCAAGCUCAUUGGACCUGCAGAUCUUCCCUCUGACCUUACUGCGGCCCAGCGUCACACAGCUUUGGGAUUCCAGCAGAAGGGCUUGGAGUUUACCAAAGCACAGGCCAAGGGCACGGACUUGACACCUUUGCUCCUGGCCCCGGAAGUCUUGCACAGUGCUCCGAAGUCCCUUCGAGCUGGCACCAAGUUCCAGGUGCUCAUGGACAAGCUGGAUGGCAAGUUGCCCAAGAAGGAAGAGAUCAAAUUUGUCGGCUUCGGCCUCGCACCUGGAGUGGCCUCUGGACCUGAAAGCCUCGGUAGAGAUUUGGUCUUGAGCUUUUUGCAUGAAGGUCAGACCGUGCAGGUCCAAUUGCCAGAUCCCGAUGCAGCAGCCAGUGCGGCUGCAACUGCCGGAGGAAACCGAAAGGCAACACCAGGCAACAAGCUGGAGGUCCCCACCGUUGUCCCUGGAGAGGUGCUUUCCUAUGCUGUCAAGGUGGGUGACACAUUGAAGAAGGGCCAGAUCUUGUGCGUCCUCGAGUCAAUGAAGAUGGAAAUGAAAAUCCCAGUGCCUGAUGAACUAGAUGGAUUGGUCGUCAAGGAUCUGCCAUGCAAAGGGCGCACCAAAGAGAAGCAAGGCGACAUCCUGGCGCCAGGUGACCUGAUGGUGGAGCUACAGGAGAACUAA
Durusdinium trenchii is the source of this 4008-nucleotide messenger RNA. NCBI's taxonomy places the organism in Eukaryota, Dinophyceae, Suessiales, Symbiodiniaceae. The record is from the annotation of a GenBank genome assembly.